Molecule: messenger RNA, 3186 nt
Organism: Colletotrichum orchidophilum
Lineage: Eukaryota; Fungi; Ascomycota; Sordariomycetes; Glomerellales; Glomerellaceae
Exons: 1
Coding region: 1-3186 (1061 amino acids)
Source: RefSeq, a predicted model, not a curated record
AUGCUCGCCACCGUUUCUCGCUCCUCGCCGCGUGCGGGCGGCCUCUACGCCGGCAAAGCCUCCACAAUGGGAGCAUUGGUGUGCUCGAACCAGAUACCAAUGAGGGCGAGCCAUUAUGGUCAGACUCGCGGCUUCCGCUUCGGUGCGUGGUCGUCCUACUUGGAUCCCGACGUCCAGCGUCAGCUACGUCUUCGCCAGCGCCAGAUCAAAUACAAGUACAUGGAGUCGAUCAAUCGCAAGCUGUCCUGGGACCCAAACUCGCGUGCUCAAAAUUCGAGAAUCGUGAUGAAGAAGAUAUUGGCGCAAUGCUGGAUCAGACAAGGCCAUACCCGCUCUGGUGGCAGAUACGUGAGAGAGGAGGACGUGAAGAAGGGUGGAUCGGGCGAAACCCCAGGCACCCGGCCGGGCCAGAACAUUGAGGACGUCGAGCGCAGUGCCAUCAAUGCUCUGUUCGCCGGCAGGCGCGCCAAUCCUUUGGAAUAUGACUUGUGGCAGUCCCCUCUGCAAAACAUUCGCAAUUAUCUCGGUGGCCAGACCAGGAGCAAGUACACGGCUGCUGCCGGCCGCGACGUCCUGUCUGACAUCGACCCCAUCACGAACCGAAGAAUGCACUCUUCGCACGCGCCCCAGUCGGUUUUUGACAACUCUUCGGAUAAGAAAACCCAAGAGCCUUUCUUUCCUGACGGGGUCCCCCCAGCCGACGAACUAAAGGAGUAUGGCAAUGUCACCAUCGAUACUGCCCCGUGGGCCGAAGCUGGGUCCAGUAGUGGAGUUGUGGAGACCCCGCAAUAUGCGGAUCUCGACAAGUACAAACCGGUCAUGGAUGAGAAUCUUGAUGCUAAGCAACUUUCCGAGGAGCCGAAGUACGAUGACUUGGGCACGUACACACCUGUGGGCCUCAAUGACUUUCUGGAAGAGGUACAUGCGACACCCAAGUAUGAGGAUCUCGGCAAAUAUGCCAACCCUUCACUGAGCGAUCGCCCGCCCGAGGAGCUCUCCCAACCGGCAUAUGAAGACCUUGACAAGUACCGUCCGGUGAUGCACAACGAAAACGCCGAAGUUCCGGAGUCACAGAAAAGAUACUCGGAUUUGCACAAGUAUGGCCCUAUCAUGCACAAUGAAAAAGAUGUGGUGGAGGAGAAGCAGCCCUACGACGACCUACACAAGUACGGCCCCAUGAUGCACAACGAGAAGGACGUCUUGGAGGAGACACAGUCCUAUGACGACCUCCACAGGUACGGGCCAAGCAGUUUUAAUGAACCUGAGGGAUUACACCCCCGUUCCACAGAGGAGAAAUCAAAAGACUACGACGACCUUCACAAAUAUGGCCCGCAAUCGUUCAAUGAGCCUUCAGGCCUGCGUCCCGUGCACCCCGAGGAAGCCUCCAAAGCUUACACCGAUCUGGACCAAUAUGGCCCCAUGUCUUUCAACGAGCCUCACGGGCAGGCUCCCAUCCACCCAGAAGUGGCAUCCAAGGCCUACACAGACCUCGACGCAUACAACCCCGUCGGCUGGAAUGAACCACACGGUAAGCCGCCAGUGCACCCUGAAGAAGCUUCCAAGCAGUACAAGGAUCUGGGAACAUACUCCAAGGAGUUUAAUCGCGGGGAUGCACCGCCACCAGAGGGCGUAAUUGCAGCGGUUGAGCCUGAAGAUGCGGCCAAGCAUCAGCCUGUGCAAUAUAACGAGCCCGAAAGCCAACGGCCCAAAAACGACUGGGAUCAAACAACUUUUGACGAGGCCAAAAAGUACGAUUCUUACCGAUACAACGAGCCCGAUGGCCAACCUGCCGAGGUUAUCGACCCCGUAUCCAAGGGGUUGGGUGAUUUUGAUGCGGAGAUCGCUGCGAAGGCAAACAGACGCAAGUCGUUUGCUCAUACGCAGGUAUCAGAAAAGGAGAGGGCCGAUGACCUGGACUUGCUCCGUGCUAGCGAUGUUCGGGCCAAGAUUCCGACGUCGUCAGGCCAGUCCCGGAGAGAGUAUAGCACGACGAACAGACAGAUUCUCGAGGCCGAUCUUCCCAGGUAUGCUGUAAAUUGGGAUAUCUCGAGCAAAGCCGCUCGUAUUGCAGUGCGACAGUCGAGGAACAAGGCUUGGGACCAUAUCCCUUCCAAGAAGGAGAACCUCACUGGCAACUAUGUCAGGGAUUUUCCCGAGGACUUUUCACGGAAUUGGAAUGACAUUGUGGCGGCUGCUGCGGACAGUCAAAAGGUUGAUGAGAGCAAAAACCAAGACGAGGUUGAGGCUGCGUCAUUUGACGAGAGUUUCCCGAGACUGGAGCAGAAGUUGGAGCCAGCUCUCGAACGAUCAUCUUCCUUCAGGACCACCCGCAAAACUGGAAAGAGAGGUCAAUUUGACCCUUACUCGAAAGAACCGCAAGGCCUCGAGGUGAGCUACUCUGAGGAGUGCGGUGGUAAGCAGACCUGGCCUUCCUAUGUACGAACGUACGGAACCGUGACGGACGCUUUGGACAAUGCCUCUUCAUCCGCACACGAGGCCGUUGCCGCCGCCAAGAGUGAAGGCGUGGUGGCUUCCACCACAACCGAGACCCCCCGGGAACCCACCAUUUAUAAGAUCCUUGCAUACGACCCGACGAUGCAGGCUAUCAACACGGCCGAGACGGCGUCGGUUGUCCCCGACAGCGCAACACCGUUGACACCUGCGGAGGUGAUUCUUCGGCUGUCGAACCCGACCAAGUUCUUUCCCUACUUUGGCACUCUUCAAAAGGAGGGAUACGAAAUUGUUUCCGGAAGCGGAGACGUCCUGGUAUUUCGCAAGGUCCGCGAGGCAGAGACGGCAUCCAAGGAGCAGGCUGCCACCCCUUUCUCCCCUGCGAUCGAGAAGCCGACGACAUACAAGGCGCCAAAGGUGAACCCCAUCGACAUGAUGGGGAGCGACCCCGUAGUACCAAGCGCUUACUCUUCCAGUCCUACAGGCUACCUCAACUAUGACUACCCGGGAGCGGAAACCACAGAGAAGCCCCCACCGCCCUUCAGUCCGCUGAGGCGUCACACGAUGUCAUGUGACAGUCGGGACUUUGAGCCUCCGAAGCGGCCGAAGAGGAGCAAGGUCAAGAGGAUUGUUCUCGGCGCGGCGUGGGUAGGUGGGAUUUCUUACGCGAUUGGUGUCGUUGGAGAGUACUUCAAGACAGGAGGCAAAGACGGCCAGGGUCCCAGGGGCUUGUAG